AUGGUGUUCUUAGAAGGGAAAAAGGAUAUGGUUGAAAGAUGCCUAAUGGCAGCUUCUUUGGCUGCUCUGGUGUGUCAUCCCAAUGCUACCUUUAAGUGUUUUAGACCCAAAUCAAAGACUACUACUUCAUCAGAAAGAGAAAAACCUCCUCGUGAAAAGAAACAACCAUCAAAAUCCACCAACAAAAAUGAGUUUCGAGCUAAUUCUUCUCUUUCCAGAGGUUCAGUUUCUUUCAACAUGAACAUAACAUCCCCUCCUCCUAAUUUUCCCACUUCAAGAAGUGGCAAAGAUCCUUAUCUGGUCUCAAACCUUGUCGAAGAAGAGCCAUCAUUUGGUGUUGUGGAAACCAUUUUCAGGUCAGGCUGGGACAAUAAAAUAGGCCUCCAAAUUGAGAAAAUACUGAAGAUCAAUCAUAAUGCAGAUGUUCUUAACAAGUUUGAAGAAUAUAGGGAGACGGUGAAAUCAAAGUCUACAAACAUUUCUGCUUGUGAGACUGAGAGGAUUGAGAGAUUGGCUGUCGAUGGCAAUGAACUCCUAAGGUUCCAUGGUGCCGUUGUCACUUGCCCUUUAGGAAAUGAUGAGUUCUUAAACAUUUGCCAUAGCGAAUGCUGUGGAAUUUGCAGAAUGGUCGGGUCUAGUUUAUUAGAAGGUGAAGAAUCCGUCAAGUUAAGCAACAACAGCCGACAAGCACAUAGAAAAGUUGUAUGUGUUGUUGAUAAGAUUUGUGCAAGGAAAGCCAUUGUAGUUUGCAGAGUGAUUGCAGGAAGGGUAGCUCGAUGUCGUGGACAAGGACUCGUGGAUGGAGAAGAGGGUGGCUUUGAUUCUGUUGUAAGUUUGUCUACGGAUCAAUUCGAACGAUCGGAAGAACUCAUUGUUUUGAAUGCUAGAGCUGUUCUUCCAUGCUUUAUAAUUGUUUAUAAUGUCAAAGACUCAAAUUUGCCUGUAUUUAUACACAUGCUUGUGUACAUUUCCAUGGUUGCAGUGUCACUUAAGUUAAAACUUAUUGCCCAAAAGCUAGAGUCUGAACCAGUCCCUCUUUCCAUUCGCCCUUUACUUAGCAUGUCAGCUUUUCAACUCAAAACCUUCCAUUCAUGCACACUGACACACUAA
Molecule: messenger RNA, 1110 nt
Organism: Durio zibethinus
Lineage: Eukaryota; Viridiplantae; Streptophyta; Magnoliopsida; Malvales; Malvaceae
Source: RefSeq, a predicted model, not a curated record